AUGAUACACUCCGUUACAGAUCCUGCAAAGUCAGCCACAGUUGUAUCAAUAUCAAGUAAAAACCAGACAGUACAACCAUCAUAUGAUUCACAAGAUAUUCCACAGGAUAAUGACAGCAACUCAAAUGGGUCCAUUCCAUGUAAAAGGCGAAGAAGAAUACCCAUUCCUGGGAAAGGUAUUUAUCUCGACUUAAAAGACAGACUCCCACUAUACAAAAAGGACUGGACCGAUUCUUUGGAUUAUCGAGUCAUCCCAGCAGUAGUAGAAACAUUCUUUAAUAAUCUUUUGCCUGCAUUAGCUUUUGCUCAAGAUAUGUUUGACAGGACCAAUAAUGCGUAUGGUGUGAACGAAGUUUUAUUAUCAAGUGCGAUGGCUGGAAUUGUUUUUGGAGUGUUAUCUGGACAACCAUUGUGCAUUGUGGGUGUUACAGGUCCUAUUUCUAUAUUUAACUAUACUGUUUAUGAUAUAAUCAAACCUUUGGAUAUUGAUUAUUUUGGUUUUAUGUUUUGGGUUUGCAUAUGGUCCAUGAUAUUUCAUUUCAUUAUUGCUUUAACAAAUUUGGUGGGUCUUUUACAGUUUGUGACCACUUUCCCAUGUGAUAUCUUUGGUUUGUUUAUUAAUAUAGUCUACAUCCAAAAAGGUAUACAAAUAUUGAUACGACAAUUCACCAUAGACGGUAAAGAAUAUAUAUCAUCUGGGUUUGCAAGCAUUGUUGUUGCUCUAUUAAUGAUGAUAUUUGGGGUGACUUUCAAACAGUUUACAAGAACUCCAUUUCUGAAUCAUACUUUGAGAACAUUCAUCUCUGAUUAUUCAACUGCACUUUCUGUUCUAUUUUGGUCAGCAUUCACCCAUUUUGGUGGAUAUCUAAACGAUAUACAUUUUGCUAAACUACCAAUUACCAAGUCAUUCUAUCCUACAUCCAAAACAAUGAGAGAUCCGUCAACAUGGUUAGCAUAUCACUCUAUCAGUACAGGGGAUGUGUUUAUUGCACUACCAUUCGGUAUUAUCUUAACGAUUUUAUUUUAUUUUGAUCAUAAUGUUUCUUCUUUAAUGGCUCAACGUCAUCAAUAUAAACUUACAAAACCUUCAUCAUUCCACUACGAUUUUUUAUUAUUAGGGAUUACAACAGGGGUUUCAGGUGUUCUAGGGAUCCCUGCACCUAAUGGAUUAAUUCCUCAAGCACCACUUCAUACUGAAUCUCUUUUGGUAAGAGAUGUCGAUGGGAGUGUAAUUAAAUGUGUUGAACAAAGAUUUACGAAUACGGUGCAAGGUUUGUUAUUAUUGGGAACUAUGUCUAGGCCUCUAUUAAUAUGCUUACAUCAGAUUCCACAAGCAGUAUUAUCGGGUUUGUUUUUCAUUAUGGGUAUAGGUGGAUUAAGUGGUAAUGUGAUUGUUUCAAGAAUUAUGUGGUUAUUCACAGAUCCGAAGAAGAAAGAUCCAUCCGUGCCUCUAUAUACGAUUCGGACGAAACCAUUGCUCAUAUUCCUUGCCUUUAGUCUUGCAGGAUUUGUUGGUGAGUUUGCUAUAACAAAUACAAUUGCUGCCAUUGGGUUCCCCUUAGUUUUGCUGUUAACAGUAAUAGUGUCGUUUGUGUUUCCAUAUAUUUUCACUAAACAAGAACUAGAAAUCCUUGAUCCACACGUCGCAAAACGAUUUACAAUCAAAAACUUAUUGUUAGAAAAUUUAUGUGGUGAUAAUCGUCAUAUUAAAUCUAAUAACUUAGAUUCUUAA
Maudiozyma barnettii is the source of this 1731-nucleotide messenger RNA. RefSeq names its product Bor1p (gene BOR1). Gene Ontology annotation, molecular function: solute:inorganic anion antiporter activity; borate efflux transmembrane transporter activity. The record is from RefSeq and is a predicted model, not a curated record. Gene Ontology annotation, biological process: borate transport; monoatomic anion transport; transmembrane transport. The coding region runs from base 1 to 1731 and encodes 576 amino acids. Gene Ontology annotation, cellular component: plasma membrane; fungal-type vacuole. Lineage: Eukaryota; Fungi; Ascomycota; Saccharomycetes; Saccharomycetales; Saccharomycetaceae. The transcript has a single exon.